Molecule: messenger RNA, 3270 nt
Organism: Ixodes scapularis (black-legged tick)
Lineage: Eukaryota; Metazoa; Arthropoda; Arachnida; Ixodida; Ixodidae
Exons: 3
Coding region: 1-3270 (1089 amino acids)
Biological process (GO): proteolysis
Molecular function (GO): aspartic-type endopeptidase activity; nucleic acid binding
Source: RefSeq, a predicted model, not a curated record
AUGAACACCACUUUCGAGGUCUUUCAGUUUCGUCAGGCAAAGCAACUCGAGGGCGAAUCUGUCGGCCAAUUCUCGAUAAGGCUUCGACUGCUUGCCCGCAAUUGCGGUUUCGCGAACGCCGACGAGGAAAUCAAGAACCAGAUCAUAUUUGCAACGACAUCUUCACGCCUACGACGAGUAGCCCUAAGGCAAGACCUUAACCUUCCAUCACUUUUGAAUCAGGCUCGACUCCUCGAGGAUGUCAACCGAGCAACAACUGCCAUGGAAGGGUCGUCAACAACCCCCACGGUUCAAGCAAUCUCUGGACAGCCUCGCUACGGCCAUGCAGGCACAUCCAGAAAUGCCCAACAACCUCGCUGCUUCUCUUCCCGUCUGAAAUAUGGAGGCAGCGCACAACAACGCACCCACGUCUCGCCUCCCCAGUGUUUCCACUGUGGUGCUCCCUGGCCCCACGAGGGAGGACAAGUAAACUGCCCCGCCAAAUUUGCCUCUUGCAAAGCAUGUCGCAGAAAAGGACACUAUGGCAAGGUGUGCCAAUCAGCACACAAGCCUAUCUUCCAGAUUUCUCAUGAUUCUGACUCCGACGAGAGCGUUUAUGCUGUCGGAACUAUAUCACAAGUAUCGCACCAAAACCUCCCAGAGGUUCAUCUGCAGGUUAACAACACCCCUAUAACAUUUCUUAUUGACACAGGUGCUUCAGUAUCGGUCAUUGGAACCUCUACCCUUAACAAGCUUGGAGCACUCACAAAACUCCAACAAGCAGGCACGCGUAUUUACGCCUAUGGAUCGGAUGCUCCGCUACCAAUCAUAGGAAAGCUCAGUGUCACGCUGAAGUACAGGGACAGCGACACAACAGAAGACGUGUUCGUAAUAGAGGGAACCGUGAAGUCACUGCUGAGCUUCGCUGCUGCAAAUAGACUGGGCCUAAUCCAAAUUACUUACGCCAUCCAAGGACACUCACAAAAAGAUGCACGCUCGAAUGGAGAGGUGCCCCCAAAUUUGCUCGAGACCCCACUCGCUGCUUUUCCCGAGUUGUGUGCGGGUGUAGGCAAACUAAAAAACCUCCAAGUACACCUCCACAUUGACAAAGCCAUUGCCCCGGUUGCUCAGCCCCAUCGCAGAAUCCCUUUUGCAGUGCGAAGCAAAGUAGAAGAGAAGAUAAGCCAGCUCUUCGCCCUUGAUAUCAUCGAAGAAGCAACCGGACCUACUCCAUGGGUUUCACCAGUCGUAAUUGUGCCAAAGCCGCACAAUCCAGAGGACAUUCGCCUAUGCAUCGACAUGAAAUGUGCGAAUAGGGCCAUUCUUCGUGAGAGGCACGUCUGCCCUACCAUCGACGACGUGAUCACAGCGCUGAACGGAUCAACACUCUUCACGAAGCUUGAUCUAAAAGAUGGGUACCACCAACUAGAACUUGAUAAUGAAUCAAGAACAAUCACAACAUUUGCAACACACAACAAAUUGUACCGCUACAAACGACUUAUGUUUGGAAUUAACGCAGCUGCCGAGGUUUUCCAGGAAACCAUCUGUCAAGUACUCAACGGCAUACCUCACGUCCUCAACAUCAGUGAUGAUAUACUUGUGUUUGGCAAGACAAAGGAUGAGCAUGAUCAGGCUCUCCAGGCAACUCUCGAAAGGUUGACAGAGAACGGCCUCACAGUUAAUCCAAAAAAAUGUCUCUUCGCACAGAAAGAACUCUGUUUUUUCGGUCACAUUUUCUCUGCUUCUGGAAUCAGAACAGACCCCCAGAAAAUCGCAGCACUAAAAAAAAUGCCGGCCCCUGCCAACGCUCAUGAAGUUCGAAGUCUGCUUGGUACAGUAAAUUACAGCGGACGCUUCCUACCUAACCUUGCUGAUAUAACGUACCCUCUUCGGCUUCUCACAAAAAAGAACACCAAAGUGGAGCACACGUGUGGAAUCAACAACCCCUCGGAUUACCUGUCUCGCCAUCCCAUGCCGAGCUCCCCUGCUGACGCCCGCCUGGCUCAUAGCACUAAUGCAUAUGUCAACUUCAUUGCCCACCACAACAUUCCCAAAGCCAUGACUCGGGCAGAAGUAGCUGCCGCCACUCUAAACGACCCUCAUAUGCAAAAGGUGAUCGCUGCCCUCAGCAAUCCUGCCAGGUGGAACGACCCAGCACUCAGAGAGUUUACAUCCGUACAGCACGAGCUCUCUCUGACGGACAGCGGCCUACUACUGAAAGGCAAUUGCCUCGUUCUACCGGCUGCUCUCCAGCAACAGGCGAUAUGUCUCGCUCACAUUGGGCACCAGGGCAUCUCCAAAACAAAAGCGCUCAUGAAGCGAAAAGUAUGGUUUCCCCACCUAGACAGCAUGGUACAAACUACUCUUAAAAACUGUAUGGCGUGUCAGGCAACCAUCCAACAUCAACACUCUGACCCCGUCGCGAUUCCAUCGAAGCCAAAUCAACCUUGGGAGGCGCUCUCACUUGACUUCGCGGGGCCUUUCCCUAACGGCAAAUACAUAACGGUCCUAAUGGAUGAUACGUCACGUUACCCUCUCGUGGCGGCGACAACGUUGGAAAACUCUACGUGGACUUCCGAAUUGAGCAAAUUUCUAAUGGCCUAUAGGGCGACACCUCACUCAACGACAGGGAAAACGCCCUUCGAACUACUCUUUGGAAGACCUAUGGGCUACCUCCUUCCCGAUUCCGCAGACACUAACAACGUGCCACAGGAAUGGCAACACAAGGAUUACGAAAAUCGAAAGAAGCACAAGAUUUACGCAGAUGAACACAGACAUGCGAGAGCCCACAACUUCGAAGUCGGAGAUCGGGUACUGUGUAGACAGCCUCCGUCGAACAAGCUCACUCCCCCUUAUGACCCGCAGCCAUAUAAAGUGAUCGAAAUCAAAGGGACUCAGGUAACUGCUCAGAGAGAUCAGAAAAUUAUCACAAGGAACUCAAGUUUCUUCAAACUUCUUCCCACGAGUGCGAAGCUCAGAGCACAUAAUGAAUUGAUCAAUGCGGAUGAUGCUGAGGAAGAAAACGCCAUGAACACGCGUCAUACUCACCCUUACCAGGAAGCUCAACAACACAUCGACGUGGGGGAGAGACGAGACCUGCAACCCAACGAAGCUCAAAGAUCCAGUGAAGGACCACGUCCGACUCCGGAAUUUGAACAACAGCUCGACGUGGAGGAGGACGAAAGAAACCAGCGAUUCCUUGAAGCCCCUGGCCCUGAUCUAUCAGGAACAGCACGACCGGUCCGUACAAGGUACCCUCCUACAAGACUCAGGGACUACGUCUGCUCCUGA